Messenger RNA from Manis pentadactyla (Chinese pangolin), 10861 nucleotides. RefSeq names its product activin A receptor type 1C (gene ACVR1C). Gene Ontology annotation, cellular component: plasma membrane; activin receptor complex. Lineage: Eukaryota; Metazoa; Chordata; Mammalia; Pholidota; Manidae. The transcript has 9 exons. Gene Ontology annotation, biological process: activin receptor signaling pathway; protein phosphorylation; nervous system development. The coding region runs from base 520 to 1851 and encodes 443 amino acids. The record is from RefSeq and is a predicted model, not a curated record. Gene Ontology annotation, molecular function: ATP binding; activin receptor activity, type I.
CAGUUAUGAUUAAACAAAAAGUUCAUUAAAGUAAUAAUACAAACAGCUUACUUAGUAGUGUACUAUUUUAAAACAAUGUAAUUUAAUAAAAUUUGAAUAAAUUGCUCACAACCAUUGGAUUCUUCAUGUGGACAAAUAUUUUACAUAAGAAGAGAGAAAUACUGCACCACUUUGAACAUGAAUUAAUGUGUGUGUGUGGGGGGUGUGCAGUAAAUGGAGGAUGUUGAGGAAACCUGUGCAGUGAGCAGAUUAAUUUAGUAAAGUCUAAUUUUUAAAGUUUUAUUGAUAAAGAUAAAUAAAAAUCUACUGUUCUGCUUUAUGGAAUAGAUGUGUUAGUUCAAGAAAAUUGCCUGAAGGUCAUGGUCUAUGUUCAAAUGACUCAUUCUAAGAUGUAUUCCUUGGUGAAGAGGGGGAGGUACAAUCACUCAUCAAUGCCUUAAAGGGUUGAAGUGUGUAUGUCUUUUGUGUGACUCUUCAAACUUUACCUGCCAAACAGAAGGAGCAUGUUGGGCUUCGGUUAUGUUAACCAAUGGGAAAGAACAGGUGAUCAAGUCCUGUGUUUCUCUCCCAGAGCUAAAUGCUCAAGUCUUCUGUCACAGUUCCAACAAUGUUACCAAAACUGAAUGCUGCUUCACAGAUUUUUGCAACAACAUAACACUGCACCUUCCAACAGCAUCACCAGAUGCCCCCAAACUCGGGCCCAUGGAGCUGAGCGUUGUUAUCACGGUGCCCGUUUGCCUCCUGUCCAUAGCUGCGGUGCUGACCGCGUGGGCACGCCAAGGUCGACAGUGCACGCACAGAAUGAGAAAGAGGCAGAAUGUGGAGGAACCCCUCUCUGAGUGCAAUCUGGUAAAUGCUGGGAAAACCCUAAAAGAUCUGAUUUAUGAUGUGACUGCCUCUGGAUCUGGCUCCGGUCUACCUCUCUUGGUUCAAAGAACAAUUGCCAGGACGAUUGUACUUCAGGAGAUUGUAGGAAAAGGUAGAUUUGGUGAGGUCUGGCAUGGAAGAUGGUGUGGGGAAGAUGUGGCUGUGAAAAUAUUCUCCUCCAGAGAUGAAAGAUCUUGGUUUCGUGAGGCAGAAAUUUAUCAGACGGUAAUGCUGAGACAUGAAAACAUACUUGGUUUCAUUGCUGCUGACAAUAAAGAUAAUGGAACUUGGACUCAACUUUGGCUUGUCUCUGAAUAUCAUGAGCAGGGCUCCUUAUAUGACUAUUUGAAUAGAAACAUAGUGACCGUGGCUGGAAUGAUCAAACUGGCACUCUCAGUAGCCAGUGGGCUGGCCCACCUUCAUAUGGAGAUUGUGGGCACUCAAGGUAAACCUGCUAUUGCUCAUCGAGAUAUAAAAUCAAAGAAUAUCUUAGUGAAAAAAUGUGAAACUUGUGCCAUAGCAGACUUAGGGUUGGCUGUGAAGCAUGAUUCAAUACUGAACACAAUAGAUAUACCUCAGAAUCCUAAAGUGGGGACCAAAAGGUAUAUGGCUCCUGAAAUGCUUGACGAUACAAUGAAUGUGAAUAUCUUUGAGUCCUUUAAACGAGCUGACAUCUAUUCUGUUGGUCUGGUUUACUGGGAAAUAGCACGAAGGUGUUCAGUUGGAGGAAUUGUUGAGGAGUACCAGUUGCCUUAUUAUGACAUGGUGCCUUCAGAUCCCUCAAUAGAGGACAUGAGGAAGGUCGUUUGCGACCAGAAGUUUCGACCAAAUAUCCCAAACCAGUGGCAAAGCUGUGAAGCACUCCGAGUCAUGGGGAGAAUAAUGCGUGAGUGUUGGUAUGCCAAUGGGGCAGCCCGCCUAACUGCCCUUCGUAUUAAGAAGACCAUUUCUCAACUUUGUGUCAAAGAAGACUGCAAAGCCUAAUAACAAUAAUUGUGUUAAAGAGAAAUCUCUCACAGCUUUCUUUCUCAUUUUCCCUCUUUGUGUGAAUGUUUUUGCCUUUUAUUGUUGUAGUUGUUCUACCUCAAAGAUAACGUAGUACAGUAUUUAAGUGUCCAAAGGCAGCAUGACAAAAUAACUCUAAAGUCAAGCAUGGGUAGGAGUUGACUCCAUCCAUUCUCUAUGUUGUCUUUCAUUUUAUUUUGAGAAGCAACACAUUGACUCAUCUUUUUAUUUAAUAAGAAAGAUAUUGCAAAGUGUAAAAUAAGCUAUAUAAAAAGUAAUAAAGGUCACUAAGGUUUUAUUUUACUUGAAUCAAGAGCACAUGAAUGAAUAGGAAUAAUGAAGGAAAACAUAGUCAUUAAAAUGUGAACGAGAGCAUGUUCUAUCCAAACAAAACUUUGGAUCAUACAAUCAAUGGUUUUCUCUAUCAUUCUUAAUUAAGCAGGAUCUUUUCAAAUAUUAAGUAUUGCUCUGAACUUUAGUAUAUGGAACAUGUAAAAAUGUUGCUGCUUGGUUGUAAGGUAGAAGUGAGGUCAGAGCAACCGCUGACUUGGUCUCUUCUUCCCCCUUCUCCUACUCUUCAUAUCCAGUACUACGAUAGCCCCGGACGCAUGCAACAUGCAAGCAACUCAGAUUGUUACUUCUUCUCAUUUACAAAUAAGACACCUGACAUCUUGAGAUAUUGAUCAAUGUCUGAAAGUCACCCAGCUUGUGGUAGAACUGGCAGGAGGUCCAAAUCUUGUGGUAAUCCGUAUUGUAGACGUAGCUAGCGUCCUACUUUCCCUUUAAUUCCAUAUUUCUCCCUAGGCAGAAAUAUCUUUCAUGAUGAUAUUUGUGGUUUAGUCAGAGUGAGUUGUUCUGCAGAAUCAUAAUAGAUCUGAAUGAACUGUUAGGAAAAUAUCCAUUGAUAUUUCCCUCAAAGAAAUUUCAUAGGCACCCUAUUUUUAGUCACCCUGUUUGUUAUGAGUAUUAAUAUUUUCUGAGUAUUUCCAGAGAUGCAUCAGGCAUAAAGAUCCUUUGCAGAAGAUGCCUUUAAGAGCCUUUCAGAGGUCCCCACUGCAUUUCUAUAUACAGAUUUAGAAAACAAAAGAACAGAAGAAAAGGAAGCUAGGAGAUAUUUUGAGAAAAAUUAAGAAAACUCUUAAAUGAAGUGUAACAAUCAGACCCUAUAGAGGGUACCAGUGACUGUAAAUAUCUACUCUCCUACCCGUUCAAAAUGAGUGAGCAGUGCAGAAAAUGACUCAUGAUAAUUUCGCCUUUAUUCUACUUCCUUUGGACACAAAAGUGACGAAUUCUUAAUACUACAUGGGACAUUAAAUAUUUCCUUCAAAUCUAUAAUUCUGCUUUGGCGGAACACUUAUUAUGCUAUCUCUUAUUAUUCUAAAACACUGUUCCCUAAACUCUGUUCCUUAGAACACACUUCUGCUGAGAUAAUUCAAGGCCAAAGUGUUCUUUGGUAGAUUCUUAAGAGUGCUACUGGCACAUUACCAUAUAAUGUGCUUUUAGAAGUGUAGCAGUAAAGAAAUAUUACCUAAUUUCUUUAAACUGGGUUUCCCAAAUUCUUUGACCCUGACCCCUUUUAUUAAGGCCGAGGAAACCUUUUACUAUUCUGCAUUUUGGUGUUCUACAAAGCACAAACUUGGCUCAGUGUUCUAAAGGAUAUACACUUAUGUAUUUUCAUGGAGAGCACAAUUUGUGAUCAUACUUCAUUUCUCUAGGGAAUUGUGUUACUGAACCCAUCUUCACUUGACUUAGAUGAGGUAUCAGAGGCAAAAUACUGACAGCUGUGGUUUGCAUAUACUUUCAUUCAUGCAGCUAUCCAUUCAUUAAAUAAUAUGAAACACCCCAUAUCUUCCUUGCCACAAUAUUGGGUCCAAUAGGGAAGGAAGUCAAAAGAUGAAUAGUUCUGCCCUCAGGGAUUUUAAAGUCUGAUUUGGGAAUGGGAACAGGGAUGUGGGUAUGUGGGGGAAGCAAGCAAAUUAACAAACAGAUUUAAUACUUGGUAUAUACAAAGUAGGAUGUCUUGAGUCAUGUAUGACAGUGAGUUUGAAGAUUACUUUCAACUCACAACACAUUUAGAUAGUGUCUUUUUGGGCUAUUCCAGACAAUCUAAAUCACACAAUCAGUUUUUAAAAAUACCCACGUGAAGGGAUUAUCUUGCUUGUGCUUGUUACCUUGAUUUAUCAUAGAUUGUUUCUACAUAUAUAAGAAUGAAAUUAUUUAUUUACUGUGGUUGUACUAUAGUUUCAAAUAAAUACGAAUAAUAUAUCCUGUUUAAUUCACAUGUUGGGUAAAUAUACUUAGUUUUUAAGAGAGCAUAUUUUAAUAUCUCCUUUUUCCUUGAUGUUUUAUAAUCUAUGUGAGCGUGUCAAAAUAUAAUUUCAUGUUUUUAUUAGUUCAACUUUCAUCCUAGAGAAAUCUGUACAUUUUGAGAUAUUUUUCUUGUUUUUGCAUUGGAUAACUGUAACUCCCAAUUAAAUAGUCUUGUAUUUCAGUUACCAAGUAUAUUUCUUAAGAAAGGGGUUUGGUUAACAAAAAUAUGUCAAAAGUUAACUUAUAGUUAAAAGUUAGGAAAAGUUUAAAGUUCGACUUUUCCUUAAUUCUCAACUUGAUUAUAAAUAGAAAAUGCUCACUUACAAAAAUAGGAUAAAGUUUAGAGCAUAAGACAUACUGUAUGUGCCCAUGCUGUUAACUUCAUAUUACUUGUUUUUGAUGGAGUCUCCUUGUGUAGUAUUUCUUUUGAAUUGUUAUAAGCAAAAAAUACUAAUUUUAGGCUCAAAGCAUCCGUUCUUUGCUCCUUUCAAAUUUUGGCUUUGGGUAAAACAUAAAGCUUGGGAAAAUGCUAUUGAUGAAAUUUCAGUACUCUAUAAAGUAGUGGACAGAUUUAUAUGCAGCAUUGCUUCCUAAAAUAAGGGAAGCAUUAUUUAUUGUCAGCAUUUCAGCAUGAACUUUUUGCCUUAUAAGCUAUGCAUUUAAGUGUGUAAUUGGUACAAAUUCUGUAUGAGCUUUCUUCUGUGUCUAAAAUAUUUGGCAUGUCACAUCUAGAAUUCUUAAUUUAUGUUCUGACUUGAAAGUUAAGUGAAACAUGACUGUGUCGUGCACUAUUUUUGGCGUAGCACUUGCUUUUCAUCUUUAUGGUUUCAGUUAACUUUGCAUUUUAAAUUUCCGUGAUUGUGUGAAAAUAGUAACCCGAUGGCAGUGUCUGAAGACUUCAAAAUCAACUUUUGUUGUAAAAUGAAAACCUACAAUAGGUACAUUUGGUGAGAAAUUCUCUCACUUAUCAUUGUUAAUACUUCUGCUUUAGUAGAAUUAUUCAACAAAACCAAUCCACUUUUACUAUGCUAGAAUUUUGCCACCAUGUGACUUACUGAGGCAGAGAAAACUCAGGACUGUCUUAGAUUUUCUGCAAAAGUACCAGGGAAUCUAUUUAACAAAUCAUCUGAAAAUAGGGAGCCCACAUUUGCCAUUAUACAGAGUUCUACUUAAAAUGGCUUAUCAUGUAUUGAUUAAUUAUUUUAAAUAAAUAUGGAAAUGUAUUUUGAUGAAAUAAACUUAUUUAAAGUGUGGAAUCAGGAAAUUAAGAAGGUAACAGUAGCAAAUGAGUAAAGCUGAUGACAGUUGAUGUUUUUAAUACAUUCUUUUAAAUAAAUUUACAAAUACAAUAUUAUAAGUUAUUUAGAAAUGUUUAAGAAUCAGUGUCUUAAAACGGUGUCAUUAUGGUUUUCGGAGAUAUUGUAAAACGUCUUUUCUUUUGUGAGAUAUACUACUUCUGUAUUUAAUGGUGCUUUGUAUUAGCACCCUCCGUAAGCUAAUAUCUACAUGGACUUUUUGCACUAUUUCGUGAAGACAGUAAUCUUUCUGCUCCUGAGGGCUUCUUCUAAACAGGAAGAAAUGUCAGUUGGAAUAGAAAAAUUUCAUAAAAAUGUUAAAUUAAGUAGAACUUCUAUAAUAUAGGUGGUUUUUCAAAGUGUUUUAAUGAAAACUUUCAUAUAUUUGACUUUCUUCCCUCUAGCUUCUCCUUUGUUUCAUUAUUUUUCUCACCUCCUUUUAAACUGUUCCUUCGCUGUCUUCCAAAAUUAUCGUUAGCCCCUAAUUUUAAAAAAUAGCUAUUUUUAUUAUUUAACUAACAUGUAUUAUUUAACAUAAUCAUACUAGUAUUUAACCUUCUAAUGAAAGACAGUCCCUUGUGGGCUAAAGUAUUUUAGCUGUGUCACAAAAACAAAAUCCGAAAUUUGGAAUUGUAAAGGAUAUAAGAGGUUUUAUAAUUCAAUUGCCAUAUUUAUAGACAAAGAAACCAAGGAUCAGAGAUUAAAUGACUGCUAGUUAUUAGCAGAACUGAUAGGCGAACCAGUGGUGACACCCACCACAGUGUCCUACCAUAUCCAACACUUACCAAUUUAAAAAUAAUUAGCAUGCACCUAAACCUACCUUGAAUGUACACUAACAUAAAUGUGCCAUUUAAUGGUGAUGAUAAAAUCCCACUUCUCUUUUUAUUUCUGCUAAAAUAAUAUGUUCAUUCCUUUCUGUAAGAAUUGUUCUUUCUCUUUAUGCACUAGAAUGGGAAUGAAAGAUGAUUUGGUAAUUUAAUUUGGGACCAUGUCUAGUAGCAUAUUAGUGACUUUAUUCUCAGCGCCUCUUGUAGUGUCUCAUUAGUUCAUCUUUGGCUUCAUUUUCUUUCAAUAUAUCAAAAAAAUAUCUGCUGAAUUUCAUAAACUACAAUCACUCUAUAAUGCCUGUCCUUCUAGAUUGUUCUGCACUGACCUUCCUAAGAUGUUUUCAUCUCAUGCCUCCUCUGGUAAUUUUUCAUUUGGCCUGAUGAAGAGGGUAGUUGUUAAUAGCAGAGAAGACUUUCUUUCAAAUUCUAAAAAGUUAUAGAUAUAUUCUAGCUAUAUUCUAGUUACAGUCUGGUUAUAUUCUAGCUUUUACCUCACAUAAAGAAUGUCUACUUUUGCCUUGUGCCUGGGCUACAUGAACUUGAAUGUUGACAUAGGCACUAAGAAUCUUAAUGUAUUAGGAAAUCAGCCUUGUUCUGCAUGUCACCAGGUCCAGCUGGGCAUGUUGUGCCCCCGCACAUAUACUUCCAGCUGAGGGGCAGGUAGUGGUUGAAAUCCAAGCAAUGGACUCCUCAACUCAGAAACAUUUUUGUAUUUUUCAAAAAAACACUUUAUGUGCUUAUGUAUCUUCAGAAAAGGGCCUUGCUUACAUGUCUUCAGAAAAUGAGAGUUAAAAUUUUUAAAUGGUUCUUGACAUCUGCAAAUUGAAUAGAGAACUCAGAAAAAAAAAUUUUCAUCCUAGCAUUCCCAGGAUAUCAAGAGAUGUGUGUUUAACCUGUUGAUUUAAUUUUUCAACCCAGACAAUCUGCAGCAAGACCCUUGUUUUGAGUUUUCAUUCCAUUUGAAACCUAGUUAUUGACUUUGCCUAUAAAGGAGCAGUUACACGUCUAAAUUCUAACUAAUGCAGACAUAGCAUGAAAUUUACCAAUAUCUUCAUUUCCUCCAAAUAAGCUAAAUACAAGCCAUUAGAUUUUUAAAAAUCCCAUUCUUUUUUCCUUUUCAUGUAAAUUAAGGGUAUAUAAGCCAAAAUAUUCAAUUCUAGUUUUUUAUUUUCACAGUUAUUAGUGUCAAGCUCUUGUAAUCUUCUGAUCCUAGACUGGAGAAAAUCAUUCAAACAAUCUGUUUCAGGUUUUUAAAUGUCCUAAAAACAGAAAGUUAGAUUCAGAUCUCAAAAAAAAAGGUAUUUCGGAUUGACUUUCAAAGUACUAAUACUAAUUAUACUUUUCUUUUGGUAGUGUGACUUCUCUCACACCCAAGAACAUAUUACAUAAAUGUCAAAACCACUGCUUUUUGACAUUGUAAAACAUGCCUUGAACUCUUGAACUACUGUGAAAAGAAUUACUGUUGUAAAGACUUAUUGUAACAAGCUAGCUGAUAUUCUUAAGUAUGUAAAAAGAUUUCCUUUCAACAGAUAGGCCCAAAUGAAUGUAUAUAAGAAAUAUGAAGAAAAAAGUUAGGUUUUAAAAUGAGAAUUGGGCAAUAAUUUGUAUUAAAAAUAUGCAGAUGGCAAUUUUAGUAGUUGCAGUUUAAUUGUUGACAGUGAGGAGAAUUCAAAUUCCAAAGAGAAAUGAAUGAUAUUCAGAUGUUUCAUUAAUUUCUAGUCUGUGGAAAUAUACAUUAUAUACAUAUAUAUAAUGUGUAUAUAUAUAUAUAUAUAUACUUAUUUUGUUUAGAAAUAGUAGUAUUUUAGAAUUUAGUAAGAAUUCUGAUAACCUUCAUACCAAAAUGUUUUAACUUUAUCAACAGUAAGUCAUAAAGUAUUUAUUUUAAAGCUUUCUAAAUAUUCUUGCAUAACUUUCAGCUGCCUCCUGAUGUAAAUACUUAUCUGCUUAAAUGUUAUAUUUUUAUGUAUGCAUUUUCUGAAAAUGUUUUGUAAAGUGGCAAAGAUAAUAAAUUAAUCACUCCUUGCUCUUGUUUCUGUGAAGCAUAUAGAACUCUAUUUUAAAUAAAAAGAAAAUGUAUCAUAUUUUGGUUUCUAUACAGUUAUGUUCUAUUAUUUAAGCAUUUUUAUUUGUAUUUGUAUGCAAUAUGUGAGGUUUUGGAAUGUAAAUGUUGGCUCCAGAAGGCACUAGAGGAAUUGGCUUCUUUCCUUACUGGGAGAGACUCGUGCUCCUUCAACAGACAUUUCUGUGCAUGACACUUAGGACAGUAGUCUUUGUUUUAUUUUUCCUGUAAUCAUUCUUUAUACUUAUUUAAACUUUAUUGAAACACUGUUGGGUAGGCACCCUCAGACCUAAAAUGGCUUCCUUCGUAUUUAAAGUAAAAUCCCAAACACUCACGUGGCCUAUAAGCACCUCUGCCUGUGCCACCUGACAACCUUUCUGCCUUCAUUUCCGGACUCCUCCACAACCCCACCUGCAUUCUUGCUUCCAGCCCCAACUGUUUACCACACUCCUGCUUUUUGCUUUUCCUUGAACUUGGCAGACACUCACCAGUCCCAGGGAGUUUGCUUUAGUCCCUUUGCCUGGAAUGUUCUUCCUUCAGAUAUUGUAUGGGGUAGGUUUCUGUUAGACUACUGUCACACCAGCAGGCCUUUCUUGUCACCCUUUCUGGAGUCGCACCUGUGUCGUUCACUAUCUUCUCAGCCUGUUUGAAAUUUCCUCUUAGCACUUAGCAGGAACUGGGUGUUAGAGCGUGUGUCUUACGGUAUGGAGUAUCACAGUGACUAAGUCCUUGAACGUUAGAAGCAGGGGUCACAUCAUGUAAAUUUGAAAAUGCAGUUUUAAAACAUUCAGAGUAAUAUCUUGUUUUGUACAGUGAGAAAUAACCCUAUGGAAUUCACCACUCUCCUCCUACCCACCAAAUGUCUGUAAUAAAGCUCAAGAAAGAGUUAUAAACCCAAUCGAGAUUAGUUUAGCCAAAUUCAUAGUGGCUAUUCCAGAAUGACAUUAUGGGAAGAUUAGGUUGUUUGGUUUAUAUUUCCAACCCUACAAAGUUGAUGUUUUCUAGGACUUAGCGUAAGAGAAUACGCCAGUGGUUUUACUUUUAAUAUGUGCUCUGAAGCUCUUUUACUUUUUCUUCCUUAUUUUUCAUUUUGGUGGCAGUUUUGUUAAUGUGGCCUUAAGUGCCAUUAAGUGGGUACUUAAGAUUCACAAGCCAAAUGGUCUUGCUCAACAAUCAAGUCAGGUUCUCAUUUGGCUUCGUCAUUAACUGCUUCUUGUAGUCAUAGAGAAGGGCAAAAUACGUAUUUUACACGAAUUUAAAUUGUGAAACCUGUGCUUGAAAUCAAACAAAUGCUUUAGUUUCAGCAGCACUAGUAGCAGAGUUUUUUCUUCAGUUGUAAUUUUGUGGUAACCUCAGCAUUUUUAUUUUUUUAACACUGAUGUGUGCAAAAGCUGGUGAACAUCCACGCUGCUGAAGUAAUUAACGUAAUGCCUGAACUUAAAAUUGGAUAGUCACUUUUUUCCCCUUAGGAUCGAUUCCUGGAGACUGGGGGAUCACUAAAGCCAGUCUGUUUUAUAGUGUUCUGGAAGUGAGAUUUUUAAGAAACGCUCUAUGACUUUUAUAGUAAAUAUUCAUAUAUUGUAGUCAAGGAGAGUUAUUAAAAUUUGAUUUGAAUAGUUUCUUUAAUGUUUCUUCAAUCACUUCUAAACGAAAAUAGGUUAAAACACUCUUUUCUCUUCAAAUAUUAGUCAACAAAUCUUUAUCAAACAUUGCUGCGAAGUGCAUUGUAUCGUAAUCAUUGUAAGUGGUGUUAAGAAAAUACUAAGUUCUUACAUUUAAGAAAAUAAACUAUUUAGGAAGAUAAAGCAUGCACAUGAAUAGCUAUCUAACCUUAGAAGCUGGUAAUACAAGAGAUGUCAUAGGAAGAAAAUUAUUAAGGCUGAGUGUGGGUACAGAUAUUAAAUGAUAAAGACACAGAAAUGAGGUAUAAGGUACAAUGACUUGGAAGAGUCAAGAAAAUUAAUGAGUUAAUGUUGUAGGAUGGGAAAGAUUUGUGUAAGUGGAAUAGACAGGCAAGAAGUCCCUGGUAGGAAAAAUCUCCAAAACAAAAGCAAGAAUGAACAUGGCAGUUAGUAACCUACAGAAGUAGAAUGGAGGGUUUGUGUAAAGUUCAGAUUGGAGCCUUUAAACCUUGAUCCUGCCUUUGAGGGAGGCUAAUGACUUUAAAGUAGCAGUGAUAAUGUUAAGCUUGUAUUGAAUGAAGGCAGUAGAAGAGCUACCUUCUGAGGGGGUUUAUGAAAGAGACCUGAAGAUUCCACCAUUACGUUCGUCCCUAAUUGAUGGAUAUUUAGAGAGAGCAACUGGUGAAGAAUUCCAAGUUGAGCCAUACAGUUUGUGUGCUGCUGGUCUCUCUUUUUUUUAUUUGCUGGUAUCUUUAUAUAGUGUUUUUUUCUACUCUCCAAGGUGUCAUAAAAGCAAAACAAAAUUAAGAUUUCAUCAUUUUUAAUAAUUUAGUUCAAUCACAAAUGUGACUCAGGGAAUUUUAAAACACACAC